AAAAAAAAGUCAGUGCUCUUAGCCUUGGUUUAUGUGGUUAUGGUUAUGUGGUUAUGGGUUAUGAGUCUAGAACACUCUCUUUCCCCCUUCCUUUGCUCCCACUCAGCGUCCUUGCCUGCCCUCUUCCCGCCCGUCCCCCCAUUUGUUGUUCCCCGCUUUCCUUCUCCACUAUUCAGUCGUUCAAGAUCAGAUAAGGAUCUACCAUGUAUAAGCACGCGACCUACCAUCACCAUCACCAUCAUCCUCUCUCUCUCCCCUUCUCUCUUCUGCUUUGACUUUCGCCUUUCUACUAUUCUACACCUUCAUAUCACUGAACCCAGCUGACCAUGUGAGACAGUACCCUGACCGGCUCGGUGCCCGUCCGAGGGCAUCAAUAUGCCUGCUGUCCAUGGCGACUUAAUAGGCACGGUGAUUCCCACCGAUAAAGAGCUGCCGCCGGAUAUUGUUCCGCGCCAGGUAACGCUCAGGGACCGCGUCACGGUUGCGACGCUCGUGCCCUUCACCUCGGCUGCGAUGGUGCCCCGGUCCCUGCUGGCGUACCUGUCCGAGCAAUUAAACAAGGAGAUCGAAGGCGGUGACACUUAUGCCAUGAUCGAUCCCAUCCCCCUGGAACAGUUCGGGUCGUAUUGGUUCUCCAACUUCGGAGCUAUUAUGCUCCUGGGAGACAUUAAGAGUGUGCAGGACGUCCAGACAAUGGGCCGUCAGCGGGCCAAUUGGGCCAAGAUCUGCCUGGGUAGUUUCAACAUCAGACCCAACUAUCCGGGCCGUAGCAGUCAUGUCUGCAACGGCAUGUUCAUUGUCACUGAUGCGGCUCGCAACAAAGGUGUAGGUCGGCUGAUGGGGGAAGGGUACCUUGAGUGGGCUCCUAAAAUGGGAUACACGUAUGCUGUCUUUAACCUGGUCUACGAAAGUAAUGUGGCGUCCUGCCGCCUGUGGGACGCUCUGGGCUUCAAGCGUAUCGGGAGGGUUCCCGGAGGCGGGCGGCUGAUGUCCAACCCAGGCCAGUAUGUCGAUGCCAUCAUCUACGGUCGCGAUCUCGGUCCAGAUGGAGAGGACUCGGCGACACAAGAUCGGUUCGACAAGAUCCGGUAUUAUCUCAAGCAUUCCAAAUAUCCCCGAGGGGCAGACCGAGCGGAGAAGAGUCGGCUGCGGAGCGCCGCCACCCACUACAAGCUGAUCGAGGACACGGACGGGACCGGCGAGAAGUUGAUGCUCAAAGACAAGGAGGUCGUGUCGGAUCCGCAGCAGCAGUACGACAUUGCCCGUGAGAUGCACCUGCAGCAGCAUGCCGGCAUCAACAAGACGACUGCCGCCAUUGCUGUCAAGUAUCACUGGGUUCGUAUCAAGGAGACAGUCAGUCGAGUGAUCCGGGAUUGUCCACAGUGCAAAGAAACGCUCAAGCCAGCCAUCGUGAACGGUUUCAUGAACGAAAGCUCACCGGAGAUGGACGACGAGAUCGAGAUCGAGGAUGAGGAGAACGAGGAGAUGGAUGAUGGCAUGCACGUCAAUCCCACUAUACCGACCAGCACUCUCAUGGGGGCACAUGCACUCAUGGACCACACGGCCGACCUGGAUGCACACUCGGCCCAGAACCCAUUCGUAACCACCCAUCCUGGCGUUGUGCCGGGGACGGUGGACUCGAUCACCGACUACACCGGCAUGCCUCUUGACCCGCAAAUCAUCAACAUCCACCAACAACUGCCCCGAUUCCACCCACACGAUCCCAUUACCGACCCCUACACCCACGGUGCACAUGCAUUACAUGGUACAAGUUUUGAAGACGAAGUGCGACAUCACUCGACUCAUGACUAUCAUAUGAUGGUCGAUGACCCAACAGACCCCGAUCCGUCGGCUGCACUUCAUCAAAGCGCGCUGGGGCUGGUACCUUCGGCAGCGCAUGACGUCCACCAUGAACAGAUCCUCGCGAAAUAUGAUUAUGUUGGACAACAGGACGACGAGCUGGACUUUGUAUAGCAUUGAUGGAGUUCAUAAUCCAUCGCAUGAUUGAUUGUUACUCAGCAUUAUAUAGACAGGCUAAUGGAUAGAGGAUUGAAUAGCA
Aspergillus japonicus CBS 114.51 is the source of this 2059-nucleotide messenger RNA. RefSeq names its product putative histone acetyltransferase Spt10. Lineage: Eukaryota; Fungi; Ascomycota; Eurotiomycetes; Eurotiales; Aspergillaceae. The record is from RefSeq and is a predicted model, not a curated record. Gene Ontology annotation, molecular function: acyltransferase activity, transferring groups other than amino-acyl groups. The coding region runs from base 376 to 1974 and encodes 532 amino acids. The transcript is spliced from 2 exons.